UUAGUCAAUAGGUACCAAGCGAUGAGUGGUGGAGAUAGACAGAUGGGGCUCUUUCAUGGGAGAACAAUGGCGGGUGCAGAGGCUGGAAUGGGAGCAGAAGGUGGAGGAUUUGGAAGCAUCUACGGUCUGGAAUCUACUCAGAGGGUGUACAAUUCACUUGAUAUGCAGGUAAUAGGCGAUUACAAAAAUCUGGUAGACGGAUGCAACAGCAACCACACCACAUUGUCCACAUCUGACAUUGCGCCGUUGGAUGAUUCUACAUUGAAAGUUGGUCGUCUUUCACCUGAGGAGAGGAAGGAAAAGAUCCACAGGUAUUUGAAGAAGAGGAGCGAACGAAAUUUCAACAAGAAGAUCAAGUAUGCAUGUCGGAAAACUUUGGCUGAUAGCAGGCCUCGAGUCCGAGGGAGAUUUGCAAAGAAUGAUGAACAUGGAGAAGGAUCGACCAGAACAAGUUCCAGCAAUCACGAGUAUUUGGAUGAGGGAGAAGUGGCGGUAAUCAAGGAAGAAGACGACAUACUAAACUCCUCAGAUAUAUUCUCACAAAUCAAUGGCGUCAAUUCCUUCAACUAUAACUACACUAUUGAGUCCUGGAUAUAGCUGACAGUAACAUGAGAUAUAAAUCUUUUUUCCCCUCCCUUUUUUUCCUUCUUUUUUCUUCCUCCUUAAUUUUUCCAAGGAAAAAAAUAUGCAGCCAUACUGCAGUAGUUACGAACCUUG
Asparagus officinalis (garden asparagus) is the source of this 717-nucleotide messenger RNA. RefSeq names its product zinc finger protein CONSTANS-LIKE 4-like. Gene Ontology annotation, cellular component: nucleus. Gene Ontology annotation, biological process: regulation of flower development. Gene Ontology annotation, molecular function: protein binding. The coding region runs from base 22 to 597 and encodes 191 amino acids. The record is from RefSeq and is a predicted model, not a curated record. The transcript is spliced from 4 exons. NCBI's taxonomy places the organism in Eukaryota, Viridiplantae, Streptophyta, Magnoliopsida, Asparagales, Asparagaceae.